Pieris macdunnoughi is the source of this 1770-nucleotide messenger RNA. NCBI's taxonomy places the organism in Eukaryota, Metazoa, Arthropoda, Insecta, Lepidoptera, Pieridae. The record is from the annotation of a GenBank genome assembly.
AUGAUUGCUGUGGCGCUGGGCGUGUGGCUGUGCGCGCUGGCGUGGCCCGGGGUGGGAGCCAGCGUGCAUUGCGCGCUGCGGCGCGAGAUCUCACCGUGCACAUGCCGCCGUGAGGACGCCGCCGGAGCGGUGCUCGUGUUGUGCCAGCGGAUCUCUUCCUACCGCGACGUCGCGCGCGCCCUCACCGACAAGUUCAGUCCGGAUACUAAGAUCGGCCUCGACAUCUCGCACUCGCGCCUUCCUGACUUCGCUGACCACACUUUCCGGGAUCUCGGCCUCUCCAUGACCAAACUCAAGCUCAACUUCGACAACCUGAGUGAGCUACGCGAAAGCGUGUUUACGAAGCUGGAGUUGCUGGACUAUCUGAGCCUGGCAGACAACUCUUUGGCGGAGAUGCCGCGACACGUGCUGCGUCACUUGCCUCACGUUCGCACGCUAGAUCUCUGCCGAAAUAACAUUACGCAGCUAGCUGAGAAUGACUUCAAGGAUAUCCAGGAGCUAGAGCAUCUGCUCCUGGCUGACAACCAGAUCGCGCGGAUCGAGAGGCACGCAUUCCCUAAGGGGCUCAAACACAUCCACCUGGGCAUUAAUAAAUUGCACACUCUCAACGGCGCCUUGAGGGACUUGGACCGCCUCGAGUGGAUCUUCAUUAAUGCUAAUCAUUUGAAAUCCAUUGAAAAUGAGUUGCCUGUGCGCGCCAAACGGCUGACGCUCGUUCACGCGGCCCACAACGGCCUGCGCGCGCUGCCCGGCGAGCUUUGGCGGCUGCCCGCGCUGGACUCCCUCUACGCCUACGACAACCGCAUUAGCGCGCUGGGUGGUGCCUUGGGUGACUGUCGACGCCUCGUCACACUCAGUCUGUCUUUCAAUGAUAUUCAAGAGCUGGCAUCGGACGAAUUCGCCGGUACGGAGUCGCUGGCUGACUUGGACCUGGCCUACAAUCGGCUGAGCGCACUUAACGGCUCGCUGCGCGCACUCAAGUCCCUGCGAUACCUCAAUCUCACGCACAACGCUCUCACUCAGUUCUCGAUGCACGAGAUACGAGGCCUGCGUCGGCUCUACGUCAUCGAUUUGUCGCACAAUAAAAUAAAUCAGCUCACGGGACAUAUCGAGAACCUAGUGGACAUCGAGACUCGCGUGUUGGAGGUCCGCCUCGACCACAACGGCCUGGAGGCCUUGGGUGGGGCCUUAGGUGGCGUACGUGGUCUACUGCGCCUCACCCUCGCCCACAAUCGGCUUCGGCACCUCACGCCUGCCGAUCUCGCCGGCCUCGAUGAGCUGCGUCUGCUCGAUGUGUCCUACAACCACAUCGUCUCUUUAGAGGACGCGUCUAAGGCUAUCCUGCCGCGCUUGGAAGAGCUGAACGCUCAUCACAAUGAUAUCGUGGCGUUGAACGAGGCACUCCAUGGAUUGCCGGCACUCUGCACGGCUGAUUUCUCCCACAACCGAAUCGAGACAGUUGACAACGAGGUCGCCUCCAAGUCUCGCUGUACCAUAAACGGCGUGCCCGGUGUCCUAAAGAUUUAUCUUCAAGAUAACCCCGUGCUGUGCGAGGAACGGGUGUUCGAGUUGGCGGCUGCGGUGGAGCGUGCGGGCGCUCGUCUGAGCGGAGACGCGGUGUGCGCUGCCUCCAAAGGCCUCGAGGCGCUAAAUGACGGUGGCCCCGACGCACCCGUCAUCGUCGUGGCGCGGGUGGGGCCCGCUCCGGACCCCGACCGCACCCUCGCACCAGGCCCGCUCUUCUACCGCCGAGCCCGGGACGCGCCCUGA